AUGCUUGGAGAAAGAGCCGACCCAAGAAGACGGUCCAAAAUAUUCAUCACAAAAGAGCUGCAGCGCAUCUCCAAGUCUCCAAGCGAGAACUACAGCGUGGGCCUCCUGAACGACAAUAUUUACACGUGGGAAAUACUUAUAAUAGGCCCCAGGGAUACGAUAUACGAGAAUGCCCUUCUCAAAGGCAUCAUGACAUUCCCAGAGACGUAUCCCGAUGAUCCUCCCUCCUUCAAGUUUACAACGGAAGUAUGGCACCCAAACAUCGACACGGACGGAAACGUCUGCAUCUCCAUCCUGCACAAACCCGGGGAUGAUGAGUACGGGUACGAGGAUGCCUCCGAGCGGUGGAUGCCAGUCCGCGAUAUAAACUCGAUCCUUCUCUCGAUUAUUCUCCUUCUCGUUGAGCCGAACUCAGAGAGCCCUGCAAACAUUGAGGCAGCCCAGGACUUCAUGCAGAGACGCGCGGAGUACAACAAGAAGGUGCAGAGACUCGCCCAGAGAACGAUAGAAUAA
This is a messenger RNA of Nematocida major, 513 nucleotides long. Its product is annotated as ubiquitin-conjugating enzyme E2 G1. Gene Ontology annotation, biological process: ubiquitin-dependent protein catabolic process; protein polyubiquitination. Gene Ontology annotation, molecular function: ubiquitin conjugating enzyme activity. Lineage: Eukaryota; Fungi; Microsporidia. The transcript has a single exon. Bases 1 to 513 code for a protein of 170 amino acids. The record is from RefSeq and is a predicted model, not a curated record.